GUGCUUCAAGGAGGAAGAAACCUCUAGCUUUCGCAAUGGCGAGAUUGAGGUUUCAGAGCACUCUCUUUCUUCUCCUGCUCACCUCCAUGAUCGCCGUUUCUGUAGUCGUGGAGGAUGAUGUGAAGUGUCUCAAGGGUGUGAAGGGCUCACUCAGCGAUCCUCAGGGGAAGCUCAGCACUUGGGACUUCUCCAACACUUCAGUGGGUUACAUUUGCACGUUCGUCGGUGUUUCGUGCUGGAAAGUGCGUGAGAGUCGCCUGAUCGGUCUGUCCCUCCCAACGAUGACUCUCUCCGGAGAGAUCCCUGAUUCUUUGCAGUACUGCCAGAGCCUCCAGGCCCUCGAUCUGUCUGGAAAUAAUCUCACUGGUACGAUACCUUCCGAAAUCUGCACCUGGUUGCCUUACAUUGUAGUCCUGGAUCUCUCCAACAAUGGUCUCUCGGGCUCCAUCCCUUCGGAACUUGGCAAUUGCAGUUAUCUCAACACACUUAUCCUCAGUAAUAACCGUCUUUCUGGUUCCAUACCUAACAAUAUCUCGAAUCUCCGUCGUCUCAAGAAGUUAUCGGUGGCCAAUAACGAUUUAUCCGGCUCGAUCCCUUCCUUUUCUUCCAAUUAUGACUCCGCUGACUUCGAUGGCAACAGCAAACUCUGCGGCAGCCCUCUUGGAACCAAGUGCAGUGUAGGUUUGAGCCGGGAAAACAUCAUCAUCAUCGUAGCUGCCGGUGUCUCUGGUGUCCUCUUUUCACUGCUUAUUGCUCUUUCUAUUAUGCUCUUUCCGCGUCGCCCAACUGAUAGCACGAAGAAUUAG
Molecule: messenger RNA, 806 nt
Organism: Telopea speciosissima
Lineage: Eukaryota; Viridiplantae; Streptophyta; Magnoliopsida; Proteales; Proteaceae
Product: inactive LRR receptor-like serine/threonine-protein kinase BIR2
Exons: 3
Coding region: 36-806 (256 amino acids)
Molecular function (GO): receptor serine/threonine kinase binding
Source: RefSeq, a predicted model, not a curated record